AUGCCUUCAAAUAACUCAUACCGCAUUGCCUCAAUCCCAGGCGAUGGCAUCGGCCCCGAAGUAGUCAGUGCUGCAAUCCAGGUCGUCGAGAAACUCGCAAAGACCCUCGGCACAUUCGAUAUCAACUUCGACCACAUCCCGUGGGGAACUGCAUACUACAAAGAAACCGGCAAAUACGUAUCCGCAGACUGCCUCGACACAUUACGAAAGUAUGAUGCUGGAUUAUUCGGUGCUGUUGGAGCACCAGAUGUCCCCGAUCACAUCUCUCUAUGGGGUCUUCUCCUUGCUAUCCGCGGACCGCUCCAACUGUACGCAAACGUGCGGCCUGUGAAGACCUUCCCGGGAACUAAAUGCCCGCUCAACACCGCUAAAAACGGUAUUGACUGGAUGCUUGUCCGGGAGAACUCUGAGGGCGAGUAUGCUGGGCAGGGAGGACGCUCGCAUGUCGGACUGCCAUGGGAAGCCGCGACCGAAGUUGCCAUUUUCACGCGCCAUGCCAUCGAACGCAUCAUGCGAUUUGCAUUCGAGACUGCUCAGUCGCGGCCGCGCAAGCUCUUAACCGUUGUCACAAAGAGCAAUUCUAUGCGCAAUGGUCUGGUCCUUUGGGAUGAAAUUGCUGCUUCUGUCGCAAAGGAGUUCCCCGAUGUCACUUGGGACAAGAUGCUUGUUGAUGCUAUGACGGUGCGCAUGGUUGUUAAACCUGAUUCCCUUGAUACAAUUGUCGGAACGAACCUGCACAUGGAUAUCUUGUCGGAUCUUGCUGCUGCUCUGGCGGGUUCGAUUGGUGUCGCACCUUCUAGUAACCUCGACCCCACACGCAAGAACCCUUCGCUCUUUGAACCUGUGCAUGGAAGUGCCUUCGAUAUCACUGGUAAGGGUAUUGCGAACCCGGUCGCUACUUUCUGGUCGGCGGCGGAGAUGCUUAUCUGGCUCGGCGAGAAGGAGGCAGCGGCGAAGCUCAUGAGUUGUGUGGAAUGUGUCUGCGCUGCUGGUAUUUUGACACCCGAUCUUGGCGGAACUUCUAACACCCAAGGGGUGGUAGACGCUGUCUGUGCAGAGAUUGAGAAGUUGCGCUGA
Penicillium soppii is the source of this 1077-nucleotide messenger RNA. RefSeq lists its product as uncharacterized. Bases 1 to 1077 code for a protein of 358 amino acids. The transcript is spliced from 2 exons. Gene Ontology annotation, molecular function: oxidoreductase activity, acting on the CH-OH group of donors, NAD or NADP as acceptor; NAD binding. The record is from RefSeq and is a predicted model, not a curated record. NCBI's taxonomy places the organism in Eukaryota, Fungi, Ascomycota, Eurotiomycetes, Eurotiales, Aspergillaceae.